CAGUAGUGUACAUCGUCGAGUAGGCAUCAAUCGUAUUUUUCUCCUUGUGGGUUCGAAUUUUGUUCUGGUCGCCAGAUCCUUCGGUUUUGGCACAUUGCACUGUCGCAGAUCCAUGAGUGCGGACUACGGCUAUGACCAAUCCCGAACCCGCUCCUCCAAGGCCCCCAGCGGGGUUCAUCGGAAUUCAUCCCACUCGCCUGGAUUGCGAUAUCUUUAGGAGGAAGGACUUCAAGCAAUAGAUUAAAUGAUAUUCUGUCGCUCUGUCGAUCUCGAGGGGCGCCAGCCCGGCUGCCCUUUUCUAACGCCAAAUUCUCGACUAUGCAAAGCAUUCGCUUUCCGAUCACGUCUACGAUGAGAUAAGCAACCAAUUGUGAUCAAGAAAUUUGCUUGAAUCAAACAUAGUACCGUCAAAGGAAUAACCAGAGUAAUUUAUGUCUAUCGCAUUGAAUCUAAAGUUUACUAGCCCUUAUUUUGGGCUUUCAUCUCAUUCUGAAAUGAAACUACGCGGGCUCUACCCUGCUUUGGGAGUGAAGUCGGGCUUUUCUGAACACAUGUGGAGUGAUAGGCCAGUGUAUCAUGCAGUGGCGCCGCCUAUUACAAGUUUGCAUAUCGCGCGAAUUUCAUUCGACGACGGCGCAGUAGUAGAAUUCCCCUUCGAAGCCGGUGCCAUUGGCGCAUUCGCCCUCCAACGUCUUCUCUCGCGCGGCUUCAUCAGCCUCAACACUACAUCUCCAGAAUCGCCGCCGCUGGUCUACUAUCGCACUUUCAGCAAUCCGCUGGAUGUCUCUUUGGCCAUAUCUGCGCUUCGUUAUUCCCGGAAACUGAAUGACCAGCGUGCAGUCGCUGGCUUUGCGCCUGUCGAAUUGGCGCCUGGCAAUAAUGUAACCGACGAUGCAGCACUGGAAGCUUUCCUAAGAGACCGCGCAAUGGCGCCGACUUUUGGGCAUGCGAGUGGUUCGACUAGUAUGCUGCCAGAAGCGCUCGGGGGUGUGGUUGGGCCUGAUCUGAGAGUCUAUGGAACAAGGAGACUAAGUGUUGUAGAUGCGGGUAUUAUGCCUUUUAUUCCUGCGACGCAUCUAUGCACUACAGUCUAAGCGGUUGCGGAGAAGGCAGCCGAUUUAAUCAAAGCAAGAACAAACUGGUAAGAGCACAACCCGACGUAGUU
Periconia digitata is the source of this 1165-nucleotide messenger RNA. The record is from the annotation of a GenBank genome assembly. NCBI's taxonomy places the organism in Eukaryota, Fungi, Ascomycota, Dothideomycetes, Pleosporales, Periconiaceae.